AUGUCUGAGGCUCUGAUUGACGAGGAAAAUUUCGUUCCACCGACGGCGCGGGUUGGGUUGUCCAUAGUACGGACACAUCGCCGUUUCCUUUUGCGCCACCGCCACUUUGUUCAUCAGUACGCUGCCAUGUACAGAGCACGGCUGGAAGCACUGGAGAGGCGUGUUCUCAAGGCGGUAAGUGCCAAAGUCGCUGCUGGAAAUGUUGUUGGCACUUUUCCUCAAAGGUCUCGCGUGCUGGAACUUGGCAUAGGGGAGCGGGCGCUUUGUGUAGGGGUAGCGUACAAGGAGGCGCGUCUGCUUCCACGCUUCUUGGACGAAUACCAGAAAGAGUUGGUGCGCAUUGAUGCUGGUGAGGAGGAAGACUCGUAUGGGGGUUCUGAAGCUGUCUCGUGUUCUGUCCCUCUGCGUGCAAAUAGUCGGGGAGUAAACCCUACACCUGGAAAUUGUUGUGAAGGUGAUGCACGUAAUCAGUCUCACUUAUUUAACAUAUGUGGUGAGGAUGAUGAGGUAUUCAUGGAGGACGACAGCGGUCGCGUGCGUUUGGAGGGUAUCCCCGCCGCGGUUGUUUGCACGGGAUUAGUACUGGGCGUGGAUGGCACGUUGCUUGAGAACGGGUGUCUUUCUGUGAAUUGUUACGCUAUAGGAGAUUUGCGGGAAGUGUAUGUUCCUCGUACAUUGCCGACCGUGUCGUCUCCUACGCCCUGCUACGUUGGCUUUGUUUGUGGUCUUGAACUGUGCUCUGCGCAGACACAAACCGAUGCAGCAACGAACGGUCGAACAAUGAUCGAACUUCUUGUGGAUUACCUUAGCGGCACCUUGGGAAGCACUGGGAAGGUUGUGCAGCCGUCGUACAUAUCCCGCUUGGUGAUUGGCGGAAACAGCAUAGCCCCCACCGAAGAACUUCGGUUAAAGAGGAAAGUGAAGCUUGACCCUUCGGAUCAUGUGAAACUCAGCGAUGACAAGCAAAACAACGGCACGGUGACCUCUGCUUCGCUUAUGCGAGAGUUAGACGCGAUACUUGCUCGCCUAGCGGACUCCAUUGAGGUUGAGUUGAUGCCAGGCGAUAACGACAUGACAAACGCCUUCCAUCCACAACAACCUAUACACCCACUGUUGCUGCCAGAGGCGGCGCGCCGUUCCUCCAUAGGUUUUGUGACGAAUCCAUAUGAAUUUGUUGCGUUCCCCAGCGAUGAUGAGGAAAAUCAUGUAGAAAGGAGCGGCGCCGAUGCGACAGAGGGUGGGACGAUAUUUUUUGUCUCUUCCGGCAGUAAUUUGAAUUGUGUCAACCGUGAGACACGAUUUGACUCCCGUCUUGAUGCUAUGUCUUUGAUUCUUCAGAGUGGAUGCGCCUGCCCCACAGCACCGAACACUGUAUUUAGCUACCCCUUCACAGAUACCGAUCCCUUCGUUUUCCCCAAGGCUCCCCACUGUUUCGUGUGUUGUGAUCAGCCGGAGUGGGAAACGCGUUGGGAGCCGCUUGCCACGUUCGACCCAACGCGUGAUACCAACGGUUGCGGUAUCCUCCUGAACGAAGAGAUGGAAGGUCAGUCCCAGGAAAUUGAGAGCGAUGGGGCUGGUGUGCGACUCGUUUGUGUACCGACUUUCGCUCAGACAGGUAAGCUAGUACUCGUGGAUGUUAAUUCUCCAACACUAGAAACUACUUAUGUUGACUUUGCGUCAGGGCUGCGCAACCCACGUUAA
Molecule: messenger RNA, 1701 nt
Organism: Trypanosoma brucei brucei TREU927
Lineage: Eukaryota; Euglenozoa; Kinetoplastea; Trypanosomatida; Trypanosomatidae
Product: DNA polymerase delta subunit 2, putative
Exons: 1
Coding region: 1-1701 (566 amino acids)
Biological process (GO): DNA strand elongation involved in DNA replication; DNA replication
Cellular component (GO): delta DNA polymerase complex
Molecular function (GO): DNA binding
Source: RefSeq, a predicted model, not a curated record